GCCGUUGUUGCGUUCCAUAAAAGCUUAGGGUUCCGGAUUCAAGGGAGGUUAGUCGCCACCGUCCCCUUACGUUAGCUUCUCUCAAUCAUCGUCGAAUUUCUACAGAUUCAGCAAUUAUGGGUGAAGAGGAGGACGCUGUGUCGUUGGAUCAGAAUAGCUCUGGUGGUGGCGAAGAUUCGUCGCUCCGUCGUAAUCGCCACUCGUCGCCAUUACCGCCGCAUCUAUCUUCUAAAGUGCUUACAUUGCCCACCGUGUUAACCCUUGGCCGUGUAGCUGCCGUUCCGAUUCUCGUCGCGACCUUUUACGUCGAUUGCUGGUGGGGGAGAACUGCCACAACGAGUAUUUUCAUUGCAGCAGCCAUUACAGACUGGCUUGACGGAUACAUUGCAAGAAAGAUGAGGUUAGGUUCUGCGUUUGGUGCUUUUUUGGAUCCAGUGGCAGAUAAGCUUAUGGUAGCAGCAACAUUGAUUUUGCUGUGUACUAAACCUAUGGACGCUAUUGUGUUAGGACCUGUUCCAUGGUUAGUGACAGUACCUUCAAUUGCCAUUAUUGGUAGAGAGAUUACUAUGUCAGCGGUAAGAGAAUGGGCUGCAUCUCAAAACGGCAAGCUUUCUCAGGCUGUUGCUGUAAAUAGCUUGGGAAAGUGGAAAACUGCAACGCAGAUGAUUGCGUUAACCAUACUGCUCGCAAGCCGGGAUAGCAGUUUUGAGAGGCUAUUGCCGUCUGGUAUUGGGUUGCUCUAUGUAUCUGCAGGGCUCUCUGUAUGGUCUUUAGUUGUUUAUAUGAGACAGAUUAUGAGAGUAUUGCUAAAGAAGAAGUAGCAACAUUUUAUUUUUAUGGCUUUUUGCAUUCAGUAUAUACACAGAGUGGAAGCUUGCCCAGUGACAUAUUACCUCUCUUCUUCUUGAAGAAAGCUGACUAAUCUCUCUCUCUCUAUCUGGAUACAAAACGAAAGUAGCUGGGCAAGCACUAUAAGACUCUUAUCUUUAGACUCUGGUUUGGUUUUGUAUAAUACCUCUUAAUCACAUUGCGCCUCCACGCUCACCAUGCACUGAGUUUAUUGAAGCAGCAAGCAAGAGCUGAUGGGCCAUGGAGGAAAGAAAAGCAAGCAGGCUAUGUUUCAUUCUAGUUUGGAGACUUGCUUUGGUCUCAUGAACUCAUGAGAUGAUAAAAAAAACAGUUAUUGCUUAUGCCAUGUAGGAUCUUUUUCAAUACUUUACCUAUAAAAUAAAUCUUCGGUUACAGUGUC
Molecule: messenger RNA, 1249 nt
Organism: Brassica napus (rape)
Lineage: Eukaryota; Viridiplantae; Streptophyta; Magnoliopsida; Brassicales; Brassicaceae
Product: CDP-diacylglycerol--glycerol-3-phosphate 3-phosphatidyltransferase 2
Exons: 6
Coding region: 117-821 (234 amino acids)
Biological process (GO): glycerophospholipid biosynthetic process
Cellular component (GO): chloroplast envelope; membrane
Molecular function (GO): CDP-diacylglycerol-glycerol-3-phosphate 3-phosphatidyltransferase activity
Source: RefSeq, a predicted model, not a curated record